AUGGCUGAGAAAAGCAAGAUCUUGAUCAUCGGAGGCACCGGAUACAUUGGUAAACAUAUUGUGGAAGCAAGCGGAAAGUCUGGGCAUCCCACUUUUGCUCUGGUCAGGGAAUCAACCAUCUCUGACCCCGCCAAGGCCAAACUCAUCGACCAUUUUAAGUCUCUGGGCGUUAAUCUGGUCCCUGGGGAUCUGUACGAUCAUGAAACCUUGGUGAAAGCCAUAAAGCAGGUAGAUGUGGUCAUAUCCACGGUGGGUCACUUGCAACUUGCCGAUCAGGUCAAGAUCAUCGCCGCUAUCAAGGAGGCUGGCAACGUUAAGAGGUUUUUCCCUUCUGAAUUCGGGAACGAUGUGGAUCGUGUGCAUGCCGUGGAGCCAGCAAAAUCUGCAUUCGCAAUCAAAGUCCAAAUUCGGCGAGCCAUUGAAGCCGAAGGAAUCCCAUAUACGUACGUUUCCAGCAACUACUUCGCUGGCUAUUUUCUGCCCACGUUAGCUCAACCAGGAGUCUUCGCUCCUCCUCCACCCAAAGACAAAGUCAUCAUCUUUGGCGAUGGAAAUCCUAAAGCAAUUUUCAACAAGGAAGAGGACAUUGGAACCUAUACCAUCAGAGCCGUGGAUGACCCUAGGACAUUGAACAAGAUUCUCUACCUCAGACCCCCUCAGAACAUUUACUCGUUCAACGAGCUUGUCGCCUUGUGGGAGAAGAAGAUUGGCAAGACCCUCGAAAAAAUUUAUGUACCAGAGGAGAAGCUUCUCAAGGACAUCGAAGAGGCGCCUAUACCAGUUAAUGUGAUAUUAUCAAUCAACCACUCUGUGUUUGUGAAGGGUGACCACACUAACUUUGAGAUUGAGCCUACUUUUGGGGUUGAGGCUUCUGAGUUGUACCCUGAUGUCAAGUACACCACCGUGGAAGAAUACCUUGGUCAGUUCGCUUGA
Messenger RNA from Sphenostylis stenocarpa, 933 nucleotides. NCBI's taxonomy places the organism in Eukaryota, Viridiplantae, Streptophyta, Magnoliopsida, Fabales, Fabaceae. The record is from the annotation of a GenBank genome assembly.